Messenger RNA from Lepus europaeus (European hare), 5246 nucleotides. It is a transcript of the gene SLIT2, whose product is annotated as slit guidance ligand 2. The coding region runs from base 1 to 4590 and encodes 1529 amino acids. Gene Ontology annotation, biological process: negative regulation of cell growth; negative chemotaxis; retinal ganglion cell axon guidance. NCBI's taxonomy places the organism in Eukaryota, Metazoa, Chordata, Mammalia, Lagomorpha, Leporidae. Gene Ontology annotation, molecular function: heparin binding; calcium ion binding; Roundabout binding. The transcript is spliced from 37 exons. The record is from RefSeq and is a predicted model, not a curated record.
AUGCGCGGCGUCGGCUGGCAGGCACUGCCCCUGUCGCUGGGGUUGGUGCUGGCGAUCCUGAGUGAGGUGGCGCCGCAGGCGUGCCCGGCGCAGUGCUCCUGCUCCGGCAGCACGGUGGACUGUCACGGGCUGGCGCUGCGCAGCGUGCCCAGGAACAUUCCCCGCAACACCGAGAGACUGGAUUUGAAUGGAAAUAACAUCACGCGGAUUACGAAGACAGACUUUGCUGGCCUUAGACAUCUGAGAGUUCUUCAGCUUAUGGAGAAUAAGAUUAGCACCAUUGAAAGAGGAGCAUUCCAGGAUCUGAAAGAACUGGAAAGACUGCGUUUAAACAAAAAUCACCUUCAGCUGUUUCCUGAGUUGCUGUUUCUUGGGACUGCGAAGCUAUACAGGCUUGACCUCAGUGAAAAUCAAAUCCAGGCAAUUCCAAGGAAGGCUUUCCGUGGAGCAGUUGACAUUAAGAAUUUGCAGCUGGAUUACAACCAGAUCAGCUGUAUUGAAGAUGGGGCAUUUAGGGCUCUCCGGGACCUGGAAGUGCUCACUCUCAACAAUAACAACAUUACUAGACUUUCUGUGGCAAGUUUCAACCAUAUGCCCAAACUUAGGACUUUUCGACUCCAUUCGAACAACCUGUAUUGUGACUGCCACCUGGCCUGGCUUUCCGACUGGCUUCGCCAAAGACCUCGCGUGGGCUUGUACACUCAGUGCAUGGGCCCUUCCCACCUGAGGGGCCAUAACGUAGCUGAGGUUCAAAAACGAGAAUUUGUCUGCAGCGGUCACCAGUCAUUUAUGGCUCCUUCUUGUAGUGUUUUACACUGCCCUACCGCCUGCACCUGUAGCAACAAUAUUGUAGACUGUCGUGGGAAAGGACUCACUGAGAUCCCCACAAACCUGCCGGAGACCAUCACAGAAAUACGUUUGGAACAGAAUGCAAUCAAGGUCAUCCCUCCUGGAGCUUUCUCACCAUACAAGAAGCUUAGAAGAAUCGACCUGAGCAAUAAUCAGAUCUCUGAACUCGCGCCAGAUGCUUUCCAAGGACUGCGCUCUCUGAAUUCACUUGUCCUGUAUGGAAAUAAGAUUACAGAACUCCCUAAAAGUUUAUUUGAAGGACUCUUUUCCUUACAGCUACUAUUAUUGAAUGCCAACAAGAUAAACUGCCUUCGGGUAGAUGCUUUUCAGGAUCUCCACAACUUGAACCUUCUCUCCUUGUAUGACAACAAGCUUCAGACCAUCGCCAAGGGGACAUUUUCUCCUCUCCGGGCCAUUCAAACCAUGCAUUUGGCCCAGAACCCCUUCAUUUGUGACUGCCAUCUGAAGUGGCUGGCGGAUUAUCUCCAUACCAACCCCAUUGAGACCAGUGGUGCCCGCUGCACCAGCCCCCGCCGUCUGGCGAACAAAAGAAUCGGACAGAUCAAAAGCAAGAAAUUCCGUUGUUCAGCUAAAGAACAGUAUUUCAUUCCAGGUACAGAAGAUUACCGAUCAAAAUUAAGUGGAGACUGCUUUGCAGACUUGGCCUGCCCUGAAAAGUGCCGCUGUGAGGGGACCACAGUAGACUGCUCCAAUCAAAAGCUCAGCAAAAUCCCAGACCACAUCCCCCAGUACACUGCAGAGCUGCGUCUCAAUAAUAAUGAAUUCACAGUGUUGGAAGCUACAGGAAUCUUUAAGAAACUGCCUCAAUUACGAAAAAUCAACUUCAGCAACAAUAAGAUCACAGAUAUCGAGGAAGGAGCCUUUGAAGGCGCUUCUGGUGUAAAUGAAAUACUUCUCACAAGUAAUCGUCUGGAAAACGUCCAGCAUAAGAUGUUCAAGGGAUUGGAAAGCCUCAAAACCCUGAUGUUGAGAAGUAAUCGAAUAAGCUGUGUUGGGAAUGACAGUUUUAUAGGACUUGGUUCUGUGCGUUUGCUUUCUUUAUAUGAUAAUCAGAUUACUACUAUUGCACCAGGGGCAUUUGAUACCCUUCAUUCUUUAUCUACUCUAAACCUCUUGGCCAAUCCUUUUAACUGUAACUGCCACCUGGCUUGGCUGGGAGAGUGGCUCCGGAAAAAGCGAAUUGUCACAGGAAAUCCUCGAUGCCAAAAGCCGUACUUCCUCAAAGAAAUCCCCAUCCAGGACGUGGCCAUUCAGGACUUCACUUGUGACGACGGAAAUGAUGACAAUAGUUGCUCCCCACUUUCUCGCUGUCCUACGGAGUGUACUUGUCUGGAUACAGUAGUCCGAUGUAGCAACAAGGGCCUGAAAAUCUUGCCGAAAGGAAUUCCAAGAGAUGUCACAGAGUUAUAUCUGGAUGGGAACCAAUUUACUCUCCUUCCCAAGGAACUCUCCAACUACAAACAUUUAACACUUAUAGACCUGAGUAACAACAGAAUAAGCACCCUUUCAAAUCAGAGCUUCAGCAACAUGACCCAGCUCCUGACUCUAAUUCUUAGUUAUAACCGUCUGAGAUGUAUUCCUCCUCGAACCUUCGAUGGAUUGAAGUCUCUUCGGUUACUUUCUCUACACGGCAAUGACAUUUCUGUUGUGCCUGAAGGUGCCUUCAAUGAUCUUUCUGCACUAUCACACCUAGCGAUUGGAGCCAAUCCUCUUUACUGUGAUUGUAACAUGCAGUGGUUGUCCGACUGGGUGAAGUCGGAAUAUAAGGAACCCGGAAUUGCUCGCUGUGCUGGUCCUGGAGAAAUGGCAGAUAAACUGUUACUCACAACUCCCUCCAAAAAAUUUGCGUGUCAAGGUCCUGUCGAUGUCAGUAUUCUUGCUAAAUGUAAUCCCUGCUUAUCCAAUCCAUGCAAAAAUGAUGGCACCUGUAACAAUGAUCCUGUUGACUUUUAUCGAUGCACCUGUCCAUAUGGUUUCAAGGGGCAAGACUGUGACAUUCCGAUUCAUGCUUGCAUCAGUAACCCGUGUAAACAUGGAGGAACUUGCCACUUAAAAGAAGGAGAAAAAGAUGGGUUCUGGUGUAUUUGUGCAGAUGGAUUUGAAGGGGAAAAUUGUGAAGUCAAUGUUGAUGAUUGUGAAGAUAAUGACUGUGAAAAUAAUUCUACCUGUGUCGAUGGAAUUAAUAACUAUACCUGCCUGUGCCCACCUGAGUUCACAGGCGAGCUUUGUGAAGAAAAGCUUGACUUCUGUGCCCAGGACCUGAACCCCUGCCAGCAUGACUCGAAGUGUAUCCUGACACCGAAAGGCUUCAAGUGUGACUGCACUCCAGGAUACAUAGGCGAGCACUGUGACAUUGACUUUGAUGACUGCCAGGACAACAAGUGUAAAAACGGCGCCCACUGCACGGAUGCAGUGAAUGGUUACACAUGCACCUGCCCUGAUGGUUACAGUGGCUUGUUCUGUGAGUUUUCUCCACCCAUGGUCCUCCCUCGUACCAGCCCCUGUGAUAAUUUUGAUUGUCAGAAUGGAGCACAGUGCAUCAUCAGGAUAAAUGAGCCCAUAUGUCAAUGUUUGCCUGGUUACCAGGGAGAGAAAUGUGAAAAAUUGGUCAGUGUGAAUUUUGUGAACAAAGAGUCUUAUCUUCAGAUCCCUUCAGCCAAGGUGCGGCCUCAGACAAACAUCACACUCCAGAUAGCCACAGAUGAAGACAGUGGCAUCCUCCUGUACAAAGGUGACAAAGACCAUAUCGCCGUUGAACUGUACCGGGGUCGUGUCCGUGCCAGCUACGACACUGGCUCUCACCCGGCUUCUGCCAUUUACAGUGUGGAGACGAUCAAUGAUGGGAACUUCCACAUUGUGGAGCUGCUUGCCCUGGAUCAGAGUCUCUCCCUUUCUGUGGAUGGCGGAAGCCCCAAAGUCAUCACCAACUUGUCAAAGCAGUCCACUCUGAAUUUUGACUCCCCCCUCUAUGUAGGAGGCAUGCCCGGGAAGAAUAAUGUGGCAUCACUACGUCAGGCCCCUGGACAGAAUGGCACCAGCUUCCACGGCUGCAUCCGGAACCUGUACAUCAACAGUGAGCUGCAAGACUUCCGGAAGGUGCCCAUGCAGACAGGCAUCCUGCCUGGCUGUGAGCCAUGCCACAAGAAGGUGUGUGCCCAUGGCACGUGCAGGCCCGGCAGUCAGUCAGGCUUCUCCUGCGAGUGUGAGGAAGGAUGGACGGGGCCCCUCUGUGACCAGCGGACCAAUGACCCUUGUGUUGGAAAUAAAUGUGUGCACGGCACCUGCUUGCCCAUCAAUGCAUUUUCCUACAGCUGUAAGUGCCUGGAGGGUCAUGGAGGAGUCCUCUGUGAUGAGGAGGAAGAUUUGUUCAACCCCUGCCAGGCGAUCAAGUGCAAGCACGGCAAGUGCAGGCUCUCUGGACUCGGGCAGCCCUACUGUGAGUGCAGCAGCGGCUACGUCGGCGACAGCUGUGAUCGAGAAAUCUCCUGUCGAGGGGAGCGAGUAAGAGAUUACUACCAGAAGCAGCAGGGCUAUGCUGCCUGCCAGACAACCAAGAAAGUCUCCCGUUUGGAAUGCAAAGGCGGGUGCGCUGGAGGCCAGUGCUGCGCACCACUGCGAAGCAAGCGGCGGAAAUACUCUUUCGAAUGCACAGAUGGGUCCUCGUUUGUGGACGAGGUUGAGAAGGUGGUGAAAUGCGGCUGCACGAGGUGUGCAUCCUAAACGCAUCCCCGGCAGCUCCCAUCUUUGGGAAAGGUUGUACGCUUCUUGACCGUGUUGGACUCAUUCAUGCCUCAUAGUGGAAAUAUUUGAAAUAUAUUGUAAAAUACAGAACGGACUUAUUUUUAUUAUGAGAAUAAAGAUUUUUUUCUGCCUUUGGAAAAAACACUAAAAGACAUGCUUGAACUGAAGCUUCUUCCCCGGUGCUGGAGAAGUGUGAAGAAAGCUAUCGCCGGCGGCUUUAGAACAGUGGUGGGAUGCAUGGCCACCCGGACCCUGCUUGUCGCUCACGCAAGACUUGCAGAAGCACAGGCACAAGGCACAGGGCAGCGACUGUGCACUGAUGCAAAAUCGCCCAGAGCAUCAAACACGUGUCCCCUGCUCUCAUCAAGGCAGUUUCCCAAGCGCGGGUGUGUGCACGGUGAUGUUGGGCAGAGGGAUGGAACUCCAGAGUUCAUAGAUAGGGUGAAAGGAUGAGAAAUAUUUUGUGCAAAAUACAAACUGUUCUGAAGAUCUAGUUUCCUUUCAUGAAAGGAAAUGGGAGUGGAGGGCUAGAAUACAGUUUAUUUUCUUUUCAAACGUCAGCAUGUCUUCAGAAACAGCACACAAAAGUGUUUAUCUACCAUUUUCCAGUAUUAAUUUUUGUAAUAUAAAUGAUA